UCAAAGCAUAAAUUUGUGUAAAGAAAGUAAAUGCAUGAGUUAAACAACUGGAGAAAGUUUUUUUAACUUAACAUAAGAAUGUUUUGAAUAUACUCUUAAAUUUAUGAUCUUGUCAUUGAAGAUGAUCACCUGCUUCCACAAAAGCAUUUCUUCUAGGAGUUGAAUAGACUGUACUUCCCAAAUAAGUAUUUCUAAGUGACUGAUUUUUUUAUACAGAUGUUGCCAUUCAUAAGUGGGCUGGUUGUGGCCUGUUAAAAACACAGCCAAACUCUCAGCUGCAAAGAGCUUGAUACUUCAAUACUGGUGUUCAGACUUUGGUGUCUUGAGUCUUUUUGGAAGGUCUGACCUCAUCAGAGCCAUGAGCAAUGCCUCUGUUGUGACCGAGUUUAUCCUGCUGGGCAUCCCUCACACAGAGGACCUGGAGACUGAGCUCUUUGUCCUGUUUUUGUCCUUCUACAUCUUCACCCUUGUGGGAAACCUGCUCAUCCUACUGGCAAUCGUCUCCUCCUCCCAACUUCACACACCCAUGUACUUCUUCUUGUGUAAGCUGUCUGUGUGUGACAUAUUCUUCCCUUCUGUGAGUUCCCCCAAGAUGCUCUUCUACCUCUCAGGGCAUAGCCGAGCCAUCUCCUAUGCAGGUUGUGCAUCCCAGCUCUUCUUCUACCAUUUCCUGGGCUGUACAGAGUGUUUCCUAUGCACAGUGAUGGCGUAUGACCGCUUUGUUGCCAUAUGCCACCCUCUACGCUACAAGGUCAUCAUGAACCACAGAGUGUGUGCCAUCCUGGCCAUGGGUACCUCAUUUUUUGGCUGUGUUCAGGCCACCUUUCUGACCACUCUCACCUUUCAGUUGCCCUACUGUGGCCCCAAUGAGGUGGACUAUUUCUUCUGUGACAUCCCCGUGAUGCUGAAGCUGGCUUGUGCAGAUACCUCAGCCCUGGAGAUGGUGGGGUUCAUCAGUGUGGGUCUCAUGCCCCUUAGCUGCUUUCUUCUCAUCUGCACCUCCUACAGUCGCAUUGUCUAUUCUGUCCUGCAGAUCCGCUCUGCAGAGGGCCGACGUCGUGCCUUCUCCACCUGCAGUGCCCACCUCACUGCUGUCCUACUGUUGUACAUGCCAGUGGUGCUCAUCUACUUGAGGCCAACCCCAAGUCCAUGGCUGGAUGCAACUGUUCAGGUCCUGAAUAACCUGGUCACCCCCAUGCUGAAUCCCUUGAUCUACAGCCUCAGGAAUAAGGAGGUAAAAUCCUCUCUGAAGAAAGUUGUACAUCAAUUGGGUUUUCUUCCUUAA
Phyllostomus discolor (pale spear-nosed bat) is the source of this 1285-nucleotide messenger RNA. RefSeq names its product olfactory receptor 149-like. The transcript has a single exon. Gene Ontology annotation, cellular component: membrane. The record is from RefSeq and is a predicted model, not a curated record. Gene Ontology annotation, biological process: G protein-coupled receptor signaling pathway. The coding region runs from base 359 to 1285 and encodes 308 amino acids. Gene Ontology annotation, molecular function: G protein-coupled receptor activity; olfactory receptor activity. NCBI's taxonomy places the organism in Eukaryota, Metazoa, Chordata, Mammalia, Chiroptera, Phyllostomidae.